AUGGUGAAAGUGCAGGUGGCACCAAAGUACGAAGUGAAGAAUUUCGUCGCUGGUCGAUUGGCUCAGCUUGGUGUGCCUCACGCCAGCAUCAGAUGA
Molecule: messenger RNA, 96 nt
Organism: Phytophthora nicotianae INRA-310
Lineage: Eukaryota; Oomycota; Peronosporomycetes; Peronosporales; Peronosporaceae
Exons: 2
Coding region: 1-96 (31 amino acids)
Source: RefSeq, a predicted model, not a curated record